GAUGUGCAGCAUAAUCCCUCUCUUGAGGGUUUAUGGAAACCAAAUCGCUCUAGGUCACGCUGCUCAUGGCCUUCUCUCCUGCUUCGCUUCUUCUCCGCCGCUACUCCGUCGCCGCCCCCUUAUCUCCUUUGUCCUCACUCCGUUCGUCCCUCCUUGUUUCCCUCGUAAAAGUCCCUCCUUUUUUCACCUCCGCGCGCUCCCUCUCUGCCGCUCCACUCCCGCAGCACCCGUCUGACUCCUCUGAUCCCCUUGACCCCCCUCGAUCCUCCCUUUCCGCCCGCCUCUCCUUCGUCCUCGACCAGAUCGACUCCAUCGAUCGUGAUCGCGCUGAUAAGGAAGCCGCUCUCCAGCGCAUCCGCGCCUGGCACCAGGCCAAGGCCGCGCCGCCGCCCUCGCCUUCGCCCCCGCUCCCGUCGCCUCCAUCCAUUGAUGAUGGGACUCCCAUGGACCCAGCGCCUCGUGCGACGGACCAAAACGAGAUAUUUCACGCGCCAACUGAUACGAGCACGGAUGGGAGUAUGAGAGAUGUUCUUAGGCAGGAGGUGGAGGUCGUACACCCCUGGCCCGAGUGGAUUGAGCUGAUUGAGAGAUUGUCGCAGCAAAAUUACUUUGACUUUCGCAGGACAGACGAGGAGCGCGUCGCCGCGAAUUUGUCCAUCGACCUCUCGUCAAUAAAGGAAGAAGUGGGGUUUGAUUUCUCAAGGGAUUGGACCGCUGUGAGGAAUGCUUGUUCGAAUUUUGGCCGUGACCGCUUUGAUAUUUUGAGGUCAUUGUCAAGGAAUGAUAUUCAAGUUCUGGUGGGUCAUGGAUGCCCAAGUAUGAGCCCAAAAGUUGUCUUCUCAGCAAAGCUGUUAAGAAAGCUUGUGCACCUUGACGAAGGAGAUGUAUGUAGUUCAUGCAGCCUAAGGAGCAAGUGUGGCAGAGGAUAUAUCUUACCACGCAAGGAGGAUGAAGCGCGCACUCUUGAUGUUGUGCGUAUCUUACUGACAUUUGGUUUUAAUCAUGUAAAAGAAACAGUUGAAAAUAAGCCUCUCAUGAAAAUGAUAUCCGUAAAAACUGUAAUCCGCAAGUUGCUACACGAGAUUGUUAAGUUGAGUGCGAUUCCAAUAGAUCCCAAUCUUCCACCUCCUGUCAUCAAGAAGCCUCCUCCUAAGGUAAAGCAAACCCCUCCACCACCGAAAAAAAGAGUGGGGAGAGAUGAUGUAGAAAUGAAGAAAGGAGAUUGGCUUUGUACCAAGUGUAACUUCAUGAAUUUUGCAAAAAAUAUUGUCUGUUUGCAAUGUGAUGCUAAACGACCCAAGCGGCAACUCCUCCCUGGGGAAUGGGAAUGUCCUAAGUGCAAUUUCUUGAACUAUAGACGAAACAUGGCAUGCUUUCAUUGUGAUCACCAGCGUCCCCCUGAUGAAUAUACAGAAAGUCAAGUGCAUACAAGAGAUACAAGAGAUUAUAGUCCAAACACAAGAUUGGAGCGGACUACCAGAUUGCAAAAUGUCUCUUCAGCCUGGAAUUUUGACUUUGAUGACAAUGAAUCUGAUGGAGCUGAUGUUGCAGCGUUUGAGUUUGCAGAUCCCCAUAAGAAUGAUCAAGGUUCUUUGGGCAAUCAGUCUUAUAGGGGAACUGAUUUGGAAUAUAAAGAUGAUAUGGUACAUAAUGACAGGGUGUCAAGAACCGCAGAACGAGACCACCACUUUAAGGAAGAUAAUAAAAGGAAAUCUGCCUUGGACUCUCGGAGAACAGGAUUUGAUGAUUUUGAUGAAGAAGAGGAUGAUGAUGUAGACAGUUAUGAACUUGAUAGGACCCAAGCAAGCGAGGUUUCUCGGAUGAAUUUUUCGGAGCUAGAAAAGGCAUCAGAUUCUGAAGGCUCGGAAGCAUUUGAUCAUUAUAUAAACUCAAAAAAUCAUGCUUCAAAAGAUACUAUGUCUGAUUCUGAGGAUGAAGGUACUGCUGAACAUCCUUAUUGGAGACCUGGUCAUGAUGCGGAUUCUGAUCAGAUGGCUGGUGGCAGGGGUCACCUGCGACGUAGGGAGAUGCCAUUUGGGUCAGAUGAUGACUUCAAAUCUGAUUCUGAUGAAAUGGACGACAGUUUAGGGUCAAGAUAUGGGAAAGGCCACCAAGGAAAUCUAGGUAGGGCCAGGGAACGAAAAUUUGCCAAUUCUGGUGACAGGUACCCUGCUGGUAUGGUGUCUGAUGAUGAUGACUUAUCCAGAGAUAGUAAGAGAGGAAAAUUCUCUUCUAGAGGCUCACAGAGAGAAUUUGUAGCUUCUGAUAGAAUGGGCGGCAGGAAGAAUUCUUUCUCCCGUGGCAAUUAUGGUUCUUCUAGAGGACCACGCAUGCAUGGAAAUGGUGACAGGUAUGCUGCUGGUAUGGUGUCUGACGAUGAUGACUUAUCCGGAGAUAGUAAGAGAGGCAAAUUCUCUUCUAGAGGCUCACAGAGAGAAUUUGGAGCUUCUGAUAGAAUGGGCAGCAGGAGGAAUUCUUUCACUCGCGGCAAUUAUGGUUCUUCUGGAGGACCACGCGUGCAUGGAAAUGGUGACAGGUUCGCUUCUGGUAUGGUGUCUGACGAUGAUGACUAUUCGUCCAGAGGUAGUAAGAGGGGGCAAUCCUCUUCUAGAGGCUCACAAAGAGAAUUUGGAGCUUCUGAUAGAAUGGGCAGCAGGAGGAAUUCUUUUUCUGGAGAAUCACGGAUGCAUAGAAAUGGUACUGGAACCAGCCACAGAAGUUUCCGAGAAAAUGAUGGAUUUCAACGAUUCGAAAGCCGAAGGCGAACUAAUGAGGGAGGAUUUGGUACAUUGGAUCAAAAAAGAAAUAGGUCUGGUAAUGGAACAAGAGGCUCACGAAGAAAUGGUAGAGGUAUGGAUUGGGAGUAAUUUCUUCCUGAUGGCUUUUCAGACCGAGGGUUGGAACAGAACUGAUGACAAUGGCAAGUGCUUGUGCCUCACAUGUCCAAUGCUGCUGCAUUGAGUAGCCUUACAUGCCUUAGCAUUGCAACUGUGAGACCUCCAUUGAAAUAUGCUAUCUUUUCCGAAUGACCGAAUUCUUAAUUUCUUAACUAUUUUAUUGAAGAUGAUGCAUGCACCCUGCUACAAUGAAAUUCUUGUCACUUGAUAGGAGUUGAUAAGCAUCCUUCAGUCCUGGCCAAAGUAAGCUGUAUCUCUUUCACCAGCUGUGAGACUUCUUUUUCACUUCUUAUUACUUUCUUCCAUUUUGACAAACUACAAGAUUAUGAGCAUUGAACAUGCAAAAAAAAAAAAUAAUAAAGUGAAAAAAAAUCGAUCAGACCUAUCAGAAUAAAAUCCAAGUCCCUGUGUCAGUUCCAUCACGCGCAGGCAUGUCAAGAAUUUGUUCUUGUUGGGUAUCUGUUGAAGAUAAUAUUCAUGGCCUUAGUCUUUAUCAUCUUUUGUGAUAUUGUGAUCAGGGAUUUAAAUUGCAGAAAUAGUACA
Messenger RNA from Zingiber officinale, 3440 nucleotides. RefSeq lists its product as uncharacterized. Gene Ontology annotation, molecular function: mRNA binding. The transcript is spliced from 6 exons. The coding region runs from base 66 to 2867 and encodes 933 amino acids. NCBI's taxonomy places the organism in Eukaryota, Viridiplantae, Streptophyta, Magnoliopsida, Zingiberales, Zingiberaceae. Gene Ontology annotation, cellular component: cytoplasm. The record is from RefSeq and is a predicted model, not a curated record.